GAAAGCCAAUCUGCUGCCCACUCCACCUGGAUGCAGCUGGAUGAUAACGGUAGCGGUUAACAGGCAGACACAUUGCGGGGCUGGCAUCUGUGCGCAUGCGUACCUCAGGGACUUUUGCCCUAGCGGCCACCUAUUUCUCCUAAAGUCAGCAUUAAACCUAAUAAGGCAGUAUAGGGGGCAUACUAGGGGGGCUAGCACAGAUGUGCCUACAUCUGUACCUAUAUAUAAACACUUUACCUACCUACUACAUUAGCUG
This is a messenger RNA of Colletotrichum navitas, 256 nucleotides long. RefSeq lists its product as uncharacterized. The coding region runs from base 41 to 253 and encodes 70 amino acids. The transcript has a single exon. The record is from RefSeq and is a predicted model, not a curated record. Lineage: Eukaryota; Fungi; Ascomycota; Sordariomycetes; Glomerellales; Glomerellaceae.